Messenger RNA from Vigna umbellata (rice bean), 2775 nucleotides. Its product is annotated as transmembrane 9 superfamily member 12-like. Gene Ontology annotation, biological process: protein localization to membrane. Gene Ontology annotation, cellular component: membrane. The record is from RefSeq and is a predicted model, not a curated record. Lineage: Eukaryota; Viridiplantae; Streptophyta; Magnoliopsida; Fabales; Fabaceae.
UGCAGUUAGUAAUGACUAGGGUGUAGAAAGCAAAAAGCACAUAGGAAUAGAAUGCCCAACCCAAUGAUCUUUUUGAUGACGCCUUUCUGAUUCUUUUUCACUCACAUUGCGACUACGACUCUUACACAAGAAUCAUCAGUUCGUUGCGAUCUCUCCCCCUUCUCCCUCUCUCUCUCAAACUCAAUAUAUCGGCAAAAUUCCACGAUUUGGUAUUGACUGCACCGGUUGUGGUGGUGGUGGUGGUGUUAGUGUUAGCUUGUUGUUGUAUUGCAUUUAAGUUUGGAGGAAAUGGAGUUGCGAAAACCCUUCUUCUGCUCCUGGGCUUUCCUUUUUGUCGUCGUCUUUGUUCAAGUUACCAAUGGGUUUUACCUCCCUGGAAGCUAUAUGCACACUUAUUCAAAUAAAGAUCCGAUAUUAGCCAAAGUUAAUUCGUUGACUUCGAUUGAAACUGAGCUUCCCUUCAGCUACUACAGCCUCCCUUACUGCCCACCUGUCGGUGGUAUAAAGAAAAGUGCUGAGAAUCUUGGAGAACUUCUGAUGGGAGAUCAGAUCGAUAACUCGCCGUAUCGAUUCCGAAUGAAUGUUAACGAGACGGUUUACCUCUGUACUGCGUCCCCGUUGAAUGAGCACGAGGUGAAGCUACUUAAACAAAGGACGCGGGAUCUGUAUCAAGUGAAUAUGAUCCUUGACAACUUGCCUGUUAUGAGGUUUACAAACCAAAAUGGUGUAAAAAUUCAGUGGACGGGGUUCCCUGUUGGAUACACUCCACCUGAUGGCGGUGCAGAUUACAUCAUUAACCACCUUAAAUUCACGGUCUUGGUUCAUGAAUAUGAAGGAAGUGGGGUCCAAAUUGUGGGGACUGGAGAGGAGGGUUUGGGUGUUAUUUCCGAGUCUGACAAGAAAAAGGCUUCCGGGUAUGAAAUAGUUGGUUUUCAGGUUGUCCCCUGUAGUAUUAAAUAUGAUCCGGAGGUCAUGGCAAAGCACAAAAUGUAUGAUACUCUUUCGCCUAUAAACUGCCCUACUGAGCUUGAAAAGUAUCAAGUGAUAAGAGAGCAGGAAAGGAUAUCGUUCACAUACGAGGUUGAAUUCGUGAAAAGUAAUAUAAGGUGGCCAUCACGUUGGGAUGCUUAUUUGAAGAUGGAGGGUUCCCGUGUUCAUUGGUUCUCAAUCUUAAAUUCUCUCAUGGUUAUUUCUUUCCUUGCUGGUAUUGUUUUUGUCAUUUUCCUAAGAACUGUGAGAAGGGACUUGACUAGGUACGAGGAACUGGACAAAGAGACUCAAGCUCAGAUGAAUGAGGAGCUCUCUGGAUGGAAGCUUGUUGUGGGUGAUGUGUUUAGGGAGCCUUAUUGCUCGAAGCUUCUCUGUGUGAUGGUCGGAGAUGGGGUUCAAAUUCUUGGAAUGGGUGGUGUUACUAUUGUUUUUGCGGCGCUUGGCUUUAUGUCACCAGCAUCCCGAGGAAUGCUGCUAACUGGGAUGAUCCUUUUGUAUCUUAUCCUAGGCAUUGCUGCAGGCUACGUCAGCGUACGUGUUUGGAGGACAAUAAAAGGAACAGCGGAAGGGUGGAGAUCAAUUUCCUGGUUGGCUGCAUGUUUUUUUCCUGGAAUUGCUUUCAUUAUUCUUACAGUACUAAAUUUCAUUCUAUGGAGCAGUAACAGUACUGGUGCCAUACCCAUUUCCUUGUAUUUUGAGCUGUUCUUCCUCUGGUUCUGCAUUUCAGUACCUCUUACCCUCAUUGGAGGAUUUAUGGGGACAAAAGCUCAGCCGAUUGAAUAUCCUGUGCGCACUAACCAGAUUCCAAGGGAAAUUCCUGCUCGUAAAUACCCAUCGUGGCUUCUUGUUCUUGGUGCUGGAACUCUUCCAUUUGGAACCCUCUUCAUUGAGCUUUUCUUCAUCCUUUCAAGUAUUUGGCUUGGGAGGUUCUAUUAUGUUUUUGGUUUCCUGUUGGUUGUUCUUCUAUUGCUAAUUAUCGUUUGUGCUGAAGUGUCUGUUGUCCUCACUUAUAUGCAUCUAUGUGUGGAAGAUUGGCAAUGGUGGUGGAAGGCAUUCUUUGCUUCAGGCUCUGUGGCUCUUUAUGUCUUCCUAUACUCCAUCAACUACUUGGUCUUCGACCUGCAGAGUUUGAGUGGACCAGUCUCAGCCACGCUUUACCUUGGCUAUUCACUGCUCAUGGCCAUUGCAAUCAUGUUGUCAACCGGCACCAUCGGCUUUCUUAUGUCAUUCUACUUUGUGCACUACUUGUUCUCAUCAGUAAAGAUAGAUUGAGGUUCUUGCUACCGUUGUGCAUUAACUAUGCAAAAGGUUAAUUGAUAUAACUUCUACCGAAUCCUUUUUGUAUCUCGAUCACAUCCUUUUUAUAUCUUGAUCACAACGCAGAGUAGGGCAACGAGUGGUACUUCAUUCUUUGUCUAAAAUUGUUGUCAAACGGUUUUAUGUUGAUGGAAUCUGCGGUUUGUUCUGCUUCUGCCUGUUUUCCAAACUGGUGUACUCAAUCAAGUAAUCAACUGGUGUUUAAGAUCAUUAUGUUUCAAGUAUUUUAGUUUGAAUGUCUUUAGAAGGAUGUAAUUCAAUCUGUCUCGUCUCAUUUCAAUGCUGUAGAAGAAUGAUGCUAGAUAGAUAUAUGGUUUCAGAACAUGUUGUAAUACUCACAGUGCUUCUGGGUUUAUAAUUUUCCAGCUUCUUUGUGGAUUGAAGGAUGGAAAGUGAUCUAGUAUAGGAUAGGGAAAGUGACUUAUUAUAUACUAUCAAAAGGAUUUUAUUUAAACUUGAUUGUUUGCA